UUGUACAAUAUUGUAUGCAGGAUUCCCAAUCCCAAGGCUGCCUGGUGUGUGUCUCCAAGGUUCCAAGGUAUAUUGUACGUGCCGCAUGUACUCCGUACGCCGCAGGCUCCUGUGGAAGAGCUUCCGAGGUUGACCGUCCCGACAUGUAGGGAGGGAGGCACAGUGUCUCUUUGAUAUGUAAUGAGGCACGGUGCCUGCUUCAGACCAGCACGUGGAUUCAAAUAGUCACUGUUGGGCGUUCUUCAUCACUGUUGAAUCCCAUACCCCUAAGUUAACCCCACACGAUCAAGCGAUUUCUGUCUCUCAAGACCGCCCAUCAUGGCUGAAGCAAACAUUGUUACCUUGAUCACCGGUCCCAAUCGAGGCAUUGGCCGCGGAAUCUUGGCCACGAUUCUUACCCGUCCAAACAAUACCGUCAUCGCCGCUGUGCGCGAUCCGCAAGCCGCCGCGUCGCAAAGUCUCAAUGAACUUCCCAAGGCAGACGGUUCAUCGCUCCACGUCGUCAAGAUCGACCAAGGCGUGCCCACCGACGCUGCGGCUGCCGUCAAGGACCUUGAAGCUGCUGGCAUCUCGCACGUUGACACGAUUGUCGCCAACGCCGCUACAGCCGACGUAGCUGAAUAUGUGAUAAGCACCUCGACGGAUGAUUUACGGCGUCAUCUCGAUGUCAACGUCAUCGGCAUCCUAGCCCUGUUCCAAGCCUUCGAGCCUCUCCUGCGAAAGGCGCAGGGCAAAAACCCAAAGUUCAUCGCCCUCAGCUCCAACCUGGGAAGCAUUGGCCUCGCUCCAUACAUUCCUGGCCCAUGGUUCUGCUACGGCGUCACCAAGGCCGCCUUGAACUACUUGAUCCGUCGUAUACAUGUCGAGAACGACUGGUUGACUGCUACCGCCCUGCAGCCUGGAUGGGUGCAGACAGACAUGGGCAACUUUGCUGCCAAAUCCGUGGGCCUGGAGAGCGCGCCCAUGAAAUUGGAGGACAGCGUGGCCGGCUGCCUCAAAGUCAUCAAUGCUGCUUCGAGGGAAAAGUAUGCGGGUGAAUUUGUCUCCAGUGAGCUUGAGACGGUGCAAUGGUAGGGUAAGCGGGAAAGGGCAGCAACUUAGCAUGCUCCCAGGUCUAGGUCGCGUUGCACA
Molecule: messenger RNA, 1131 nt
Organism: Aaosphaeria arxii CBS 175.79
Lineage: Eukaryota; Fungi; Ascomycota; Dothideomycetes; Pleosporales
Product: putative aflatoxin biosynthesis ketoreductase nor-1
Exons: 2
Coding region: 319-1074 (251 amino acids)
Source: RefSeq, a predicted model, not a curated record